Danio aesculapii is the source of this 3898-nucleotide messenger RNA. RefSeq lists its product as uncharacterized. The coding region runs from base 82 to 1323 and encodes 413 amino acids. The record is from RefSeq and is a predicted model, not a curated record. NCBI's taxonomy places the organism in Eukaryota, Metazoa, Chordata, Actinopteri, Cypriniformes, Danionidae. The transcript is spliced from 6 exons.
CGAAAGUGAAAGAUUGUGUUGUUUUGAAGAUUCAAGCAGUGCGGGUUCAAGAAAUCAACAAGCACUGACACCAGAGUGAAGAUGGCAGAACUCAGAAAUCAGUUUUACAAAAUUGCUGGAAAAAGGAAAUGCUACGUCCUUAUACCUGGAAAAACCUUCCAGUCUCAAGAAGCCUACAUAAAAAAUUGCCUUGAAAAUUGGACUGGUCUGGAGAUGGUGCCCGUUGUGGAACAGUGUGAUGUCAUUUUGUUUUUUUGCGCCAUUGUUUCUAGGGCUGGAACUGACAUCGACUCUGCAGUGAAACAACUUAAUGCCUUGUCACCAUCUAAACCCGCUGUUUUUAUGGUGGGCCAUCACACGUUUGACCGAGAGAAGACUGUAACAGACAGCAGCAAAUAUGUGACCAGGAUGAAUACAUUAACAGUGGAUUGUCUGUUCAAUGAAGAUGUCUUUCUGGACUUUCCGAGGAACAUGGAAACUCUGGAGAGAAUAAAAGAAUGGGUGCUGCAACAGGACACACAGCAAUCAUCAGAAGAAUGUUUGGAUCUGGGCUUAAACACUCAUUUAUUCAAACUUUCUCCAGACAAACUAAGUGUUUCAUCAGAACUGAUACUCGUGCUGCUGGGCACAUCUGGGUUUGAGAAGAAUGCAGUAGCAAAUAUGAUAUUUGGCAGAGAAGACAGUAAGGAGGAUUUUGCUCAGGUCACCCAAAGAAAAACCACAAUUGAGCAUGGAGAGGUGCGUGUGGAUGUGGAUGAGGAACAUGAAAUGUGGAAAGUGUUUCUGGUCAACACUCCUGACAAGUUCAGCUCUGGACACUUUGAAGAGGAAAUCAGCCUGAUUGCUCAGAAACCUUACGUUUUGCUCCUAAUCAUACCAGAAAAGUCAUUUACCAACAAGGAGAAUACCAACGAGGAGAGAGAGACAGCAGUGAGAAUGAAAGAAAUUCAGAAGAAAUUCCACGACAGGUUCAUGAUCAUUUCCACUGUUACAGAUGAAUCAAAACCCAAUCAAAAUGUUCCCCUAAUGAAUACUGGAGAACAACAUAAUUGUGAUCAUGUCCUCAACAUUAGUCAGAGAGAGGACAGAUAUCAGGUUUCAGAGCUGAUGAAGAAGGUAGAAAAGAAGCUGGCAGAAGGUUUUAAUAAGAACUUGACUGACUCUCAGAUAGAAACUGCUAUAAUCUCAAAACAGGUGCUGACAGAAGAGGCUAGGGACUACAAAAAAGUGAUACUGAAAAAUCCUGCACGUACCGUAUGGUUCUCAGCAGAACCCAAGGAGCAAUUUGUAUUAGUGAGCGCUAGUGAGUCAAAACCGGAGUAAGUUAUAUCCUGCAUAUUUAAAACCAGGAUGAUAUGUUAACAAAGCCUAUGCUUAACAAAAUACAUUAUAUAUAUUUGAAAGCUGAAAUUAUGUAUUAUUGUAGUAUUUUUUGUGCUGAACAAUUGAAUCAUUUAUUAUGUACAGUGUUAUGCAAAAGUUUGGCCUCGCCUGAUUAUUUUCUUAAUUGCAAGCCAUAGCCUGCUGGCCUUUCAAAUCAGCAAAUUCAUUUGGAUAUACAUUAUACCCUAUGGAAAAAAGGCAACGUUUCAGCUCUGACAUAAUUUUUUUUUAAUCAACAGAUGCAAUGCAAUUUAAGUCUUAACAAAAACAGACAGGUUCAAAAAUUUGGGCACCCUAUCAAAAUAAUGACAUCAAUCUUUUGUACAGCCAACUUUUGCUGAAAUAGCAGCCUGUAGACACUUCUUAUAGUCAAGGAUAAGUCCCUGAAUUCUUGUUAAAGGCAUUUUGGACCAUUCUUCCCUGCAAAAUUUCUCCUGUUCAGUCAGGUUUGAUGAGUGCCAAGCAUAAAAGGCCCUUUUUAAAUCAAUCUAUAGAUUUUCGAUGAUGUUCAAGUCUGGGGACUGGGAUGGCCAUUCUAGACCAUUGUAUCGUCUCUGAGUAUGAAUUUCUUUGUAGAUCUGUAACUGUGGAUUGGGUCAUUGUCCUGCUUAAACAUCCAACCCUGCUGUGACUUCAGCUUCUUGUCUGAUUUCUGAACAUUGUUUUUAAGAAUCUGCUGAUUCUGGGUGGAAUCCAUACAACCUUUAACUCUGACAAGGUUUCCAGUACCUGUGCUUGCCACAUAUCUGCACAGCAUGAUGCACCCUCCACCAUAUUUUACAGUAGGGAGCAUGUUCUUCUCCUGGAAUGCUGUGUUCUUUUUCUGUCAUGCAAAGCACCUAUGGUUGUGGCAUCUGUCCACAAUAUAUUUUUCCAAAAUGAUUCAGGCUUGUCCAGAUGAGCCUUUGCAUGCCUUAAACGACUCUUCUUGUUGGCAGAUUGUAGAAAAGGCUUCUUCUGCAUCACCUUCCAUUGAACUGUUUUUGUGAAGAGUGCGCUGAACUGUGGAACGAUGUACAAUGGCAUUGUCAGCAGCAAGAUCUUCCUGGAGCUCUUUGGAGGUGAUCUGUGGUUUGUCUGUAACUUUGCCUUUUUUUGCUCUAACUCAUCUCUCCUACACAAGAUCUGUUGCUCUGGCCUUCCAUUUUCUUACUAUAUUUCUUACUGUGGAGACUUUAAACCGUUUAUCCUAGUUUUUAGGUCAUUAGGUAGUGCUUUUGAGGUUCCCAUGUUGCUACUGACAGGUUGACAAUAAGGAGAAACACAAAUAGCAAUCAGGUAUCUUAAAUAUCCUUUUUCUUGAUCAGUUGUACCCAUGUUAGGAUUAAGGUUCAAUGAGUCACUCAAAUCAAUUUUGUUUUGUAAUCAAUCAGCAUUAAUUUACUAUAGGUUUUGAAAUCCACACAAAAGAGAGGGUGCCCAAAUUUUUUCUAUUCCAAUUUUCAAUUUAAUUUCACACAUCUCAAUACUGCUACACCUCAAAUGUCUGUCUGAAAACAAAUUGCAUUUAACUGUAUGAAGAAAGAGCUCUUAUAAAGAAAGAGCACGUAAUUAUGCAGCCACAGAGCUGUGGCUAAUUUUUGUAUAAAACUGUACUCUAGCUUGUGCUUUCACUUGUGUUGCUUAUUUCUAAACUAAUCAUAGAGGAUCAUGAUUGACCCUGACUAAUCCUACAAUAGCUGACACAUGAUGCACCAAUCAGAUGAAUCUCACCUCCGUUAUCUUUGUUUUGAAGAAUCACACCCUUCCACCCCCACUCCUCCUCCCUUUUCCUCGAUAGGGCAGCACGGUGGCCCAGUGGUUAGCAUUGUUGUCUCACAUCAAGAAUACCACUGGUUCAAGUCCUUACCAGGCCAGUCGAUGUUUCUGUGCGGAGUUUACAUGUUUUCACUCACGUGGGUUUCCCCCGGGUUCCCUGGUUUCCUUCCACCGUCCAAAGACAUGCGACAUAAGUGAAUUGGCUAAUCCAAGUUGUACCAUAGAUGAACUCUUAGUCAGUUAUAUAUCUCUCACAGCAAUUCCUAACUCAUCAUCAGCCACAACAAGCAGGGCAGUUCUUGAGACCUACCUGAGCUCAAACUCCCCUCUCGCCCUGCUAACGAGAGGGAGCCUAGGGCUCAAGGAUCUUCUGAGCUCAGAGCUCUCUCCCAGGACAGCAUGCCAAACAUGCUUUAUUAUCAGUCAUCAGCUAAAUGUGAACACUUGAAAAAAUAAAAGCUAUGCUAACACACUAAAGUUAGCAAUAUCCUUGCUGGGAGAGCACAGAUGUCAGUCAAUGCUCAUUAAUAAUUUGUGUGUUUUAAACUCAAAUGUAGGACUUUAGAUGUUGUUUGUGUAAAAUUGGUAUUUCCUUCACUGACUUGAUUAAGGUAACUGUGUUUCUCUUUUGCUUCAGCAUGAUGUCAAUAAAUCUAAAGUAUAUGUUUGUGUAUCUAGCAGUGCAUUGUUCAAUUGAUUCAAUAUGUUUUCUGUAUAACAGCUGGAUUCAGCACACAAAGUUUCAGCAUAUUAAAAG